Molecule: messenger RNA, 2703 nt
Organism: Cajanus cajan (pigeon pea)
Lineage: Eukaryota; Viridiplantae; Streptophyta; Magnoliopsida; Fabales; Fabaceae
Product: P-loop containing nucleoside triphosphate hydrolases superfamily protein
Molecular function (GO): nucleic acid binding; ATP binding; RNA helicase activity
Source: RefSeq, a predicted model, not a curated record
AAUAAAUACACACAAGAAACAGCGAACGCGGCGGUGCCGUUUGCCAUGGAAGCAUCAGCAGCUCAGAGAAAGCCGAAGAGGAAGCGAGUUGCAGCAGCAAGCGACCCUGAAUUCGAACGUCUCAACUCACUUCCGUGGAACUCCGCACUUCCUCAACACGAUGACGACGACGCUUUCUCCAUGUUCAUGGGCUCCAAUGAACUCGAAGGAGGUUUUCUUUCGCUCGAGGAGAUUGAUGAGGCUGCGUAUGGUUUGAAUAUUCCUGAACCUGGAGUUGACAAGAGGAAGAAGUCUAAACAGAACGAAAAUGUGAAGGAGCGGCAGGAAGAUGGAGUUGAUGGUGCUUGUAGGGACGAGGUUGAAGCAGAAUUGGAUGAGAGCGUGAAGUCUAAAGAGAAGAAAAAGAAGAAGAAGAAGAAGAAAAAGAAGGAUGCUAAAGAAGGGCAGAAAGUUGAGCAGACAGAUGCUGGUUUGGAUACUAAUGUGAAGGAUGAUAUUGGGGAGGAGGACAUUGAUGAAACUGAAUUUUAUGCAUGGAAUGAUUUGAGGCUUCAUCCUCUCCUAAUGAAAGCAAUAUGCAAGCUUGGCUUCAAGGAACCAUCACCGAUACAGAAGGCUUGUAUUCCAGCUGCUGCUCAUCAAGGGAAGGAUGUUGUUGGGGCUGCAGAAACGGGAUCUGGUAAAACACUUGCUUUUGGUUUGCCCAUUUUGCAACGGCUUUUGGAGGAGAGGGAGAAGGCUGCAAAUAUGGUUGAAGAAAGUGAUGAAGAACCUGAAAAGUAUGCUCCUACAGGCUUUUUGAGGGCUCUUAUUAUUGCUCCGACAAGAGAACUUGCACUUCAGGUCACUGAUCAUCUUAAAGCAGUUGCCAAGUAUAUUAAUAUUAGGGUGACCCCUAUAGUUGGGGGGAUUUUAGCAGAAAAGCAGGAGAGACUUUUAAAAGCAAAGCCAGAGAUUGUCGUUGGGACUCCAGGAAGGUUAUGGGAACUUAUGUCAGCUGGAGAAAAACAUCUAGUUGAGUUACAUUCACUGUCUUUCUUUGUGCUUGAUGAGGCUGAUCGGAUGGUACAAAAUGGACAUUUUAAGGAGUUGCAGUCAAUAAUUGAUAUGCUUCCCAUGUCCAACAUCUCUACUGAAGAUAAUUCUCAAAAUGUACAAAGUUGUGUUACAGUUUCUAGUUACCAAAGAAAGAAAAGGCAAACUCUUGUUUUUUCAGCAACUGUUGCACUGUCUGCUGAUUUUCGCAAGAAGCUAAAACGUGGCUCAAUUCAACAAAAGCAACCAUUGGCAGAUGGAUUGAAUUCUAUCGAAACUCUUUCUGAGCGUGCAGGAAUGAGAUCCAAUGCUGCAAUAAUUGAUCUUACUAAUCCGUCUAUAUUAGCAGCUAAGCUUGAGGAGUCAUUUAUUGAAUGCAGAGAAGAAGAUAAAGAUGCCCAUUUGUAUUAUAUUUUGACUGUCCAUGGACAAGGCCGCACAAUAGUUUUCUGUACGUCAAUUGCAGCUUUACGCCAUAUUUCUUCCAUACUGCGCAUUCUUGGCAUCAAUGUUUGGACUCUUCACGCCCAAAUGCAGCAGCGUGCACGUUUAAAGGCCAUGGAUCGCUUUCGUGAAAAUGAAAAUGGCAUACUUGUUGCUACAGAUGUUGCUGCAAGGGGUCUUGAUAUUCCCGGUGUUAGAACUGUUGUACACUAUCAGCUUCCACAUUCAGCAGAGGUUUAUGUUCAUAGAAGUGGAAGAACAGCCAGAGCUUCUGCAGAAGGUUGUAGUAUUGCUUUAAUAUCACCGAGAGAUACAUCAAAGUUUGCUUCAUUGUGCAAGUCAUUUUCUAAGGAUACCUUUCAGCGGUUUCCUCUAGAGAACUCUUUCAUGCCAGAGGUCCUAAAACGAUUGUCUCUUGCACGUCAAAUAGACAAGAUAACAAGGAAGGAUUCCCAGGAAAAGGCUGAGAAAAACUGGUUUGAUCGGAAUGCUACCUCAGUGGAAUUAGUUACAGAAAAUUAUGACAGUGAAGAGGAACAAGUGAACAAACAUAAGAAAAAGAAGGCCAGCUCUAGACAAUUGAAGAAAUUGCAAGAGGAGCUCAAGAUGCUGAUUUCACGUCCAUUACAAUCAAAAACAUUUUCGCAUCGGUAUUUAGCAGGGGCUGGUGUCACACCCCUCAUGCAGGAGCAGUUGCAGCAAUUAGCAAGGCAAAAACUAAGUGAUCAACUGGGUUCAGGACUAGGUAAAAAGGGAAGAUUAGUUGUGAUUGGUCAAGAUUGUGUGGAAGCACUUCAGGCACUUAGAAGUGCUGGUGAAGAGGUGCGAAUGGAUGUCAAGAAUUUGGCAGGAAAACAGAGAAAUGUGGAGAAUCUAAAAAGAAAGCGAAAAGAGGAGAAGAAACGUUUGCAUGAUCAGCGUAGAAAGCAGAAGAGAAAGCUAAAGCACGGUGAUGAAUAGAAUUUUGUAUACAUAACUGAGACAUUAGGUAAAAUUUUGCACCAACCAAAAUUCAUAAGUUGCUGAAUUCUUAAGGCAGCGUCUGUAGUUUCUCCUGCCUAGUUUUAGAUCUUUGAAUGUGUUCGAAUAUAUCGCAUACAGUAUCCUGUAUCGAGUAGUGGUUGUGAUCAUAUGAAUGAAUUUAUAAUUUAUAUCGUAGGAAAUCCAUUGUAAUCUUUUAUAGUUAUCACGUAAUAGUCAUGCUCGAAGAUUCCAGUGUUUCUA